AUGGCGCUCUCAUCCGAUCCGUACGAGCAGAAGCUGUAUCAUAUGUUUCAGUCGCACAGUACCGGCGAUGGUACCGGUGGACUCGAUCGAGAUUCACUGAUCAAGCUAUGCCGCACACUGGAACUGAAGGAGCGGGGCCAUCUGCUGGUCAAGUGUUUGAUGACCGGUUGCAAGACACACGUCAGCUUCCGUGAAUUUCGCGAAGGUCUCCUGCAUAUCCUAGGCGGUAACGAAGAAUCGAUCGCGGCUGCCAGCAACAGCACCGAAGUGGACGCUACGUCACCGACGAUAAUGGCGUCCAACAACAGAGCGGAGGAAGCGUACGAAGUAGCUGCUAACUCCGAUCAGCCAGAUCAGCAGCAGCAGGAGCAGCAACCGCAACAGCAGUUUGUGGUGCAACAAAUGGAUUCAUACUCGUCGACAGGUCAUCCAACAGUUUCUAGCAAAAAUAAUCACACCGAUGGUGGUGGUGGUAACUCUAACGGAAGCGUUGGUAGUAAUAGUACAUCGGGAGUUUCAUCCACAUCCGGUUCGCCAUCAUUCCAUACUACCGGGAGCAAUGUGUCGAUUGGCAGCAGCAAACAUCGAGCGACAGCCCAACGCAGCACGGCCCCAAAAAGCGUCCAGCGCAAGGUGGAAACUUUAGAGCAAAACCUCACCAAAGCGUACGAGAAGCAGAACGUAAGCCUCUCGUCGUUAAUCGGUCAAGCGAAGCCACAGCACGACAAGAAGAAGGCGUGCGAUGAUUGCGUUCCAGUGGUUGAUAAUGAAUGCUUGAAUCAUCCAAACCGUGCGUUGAAGCUAGCGCGGAACGAUGCCGAGAAGCUACCACCGGAAGAAGCCACGUUGGAUGACUCGUCGGAUCGGGAAGUAUCGCCGAAGUUUGUCGUCGGCACUAAGAAGUACGGUCGCCGGUCAAGGCCACGGGAGGAUGUGAACGGACUCGAUUCAUCCUCGCUUUCCUCCAACUCGGACAAUGAAUCGGUCACGGUGAAAUCGGUAGCGGGCCAAUCGGCAACGAACAAGACACCGGCAGAGAAUGAUGGUGUGAUCGUGGAGCAACAGCUGCCUGGCAGAACGCGGCAAAGUUUUAUCACUGCAACCGGUACCGUUGCCGCGUCCUCAAAAGUGCAGCGUUCCGCAUCCCAAAGUGACAUACAUGGUUCGAAACGGCGUCGUCCGGUGGUUGGUAGUACGGGUGUACAUCGGUUAAAACGAUGUGCCUCACUACCGACACACCGGCAGCGUCCGGCAGUGGAAAGCAAACGGAACACCACCACGGUCACCAUACGCGAGCAGCUCCACAUGGAUGAUGAGCGGAUCGAUCAGAAGAUCUACUUCAUGAACCUGUCGGAGAAUUUGCGCGAGAUUUGGAACUCGCUGCUGCUUGACUGUGACCGCCGGCAGGGAGAUCUGCUGAAUCAGGCACAGCUGGAGGAAGUGUGUGAGCGUGUGGGUUUGCAGAAAGUGCCGGCCCGGUUGGCGGCCCAGGAAGUGUUUAACAAGCUGUCGUUGCAACCGAGCGAGGGUAUCGGUUUUGAGGAAUUUAUAGCCCUGCUCGAAAGCAAUACCGAUCUGUUGCCGAUGGGUGAAACCAAGGAGCUGCAGCUCGAUGAUUGCGGUGGUUCCACCGCCGUUUCAUCCGUUGUUACGCCAGAAGAAAGCACUUUCACACUUGCAUUGCCCCCAGAUUGGACAUCGGAAAUAGGAUCACUGGCAGCGUCAAUUAUCAUCGACCUGUGGGAAUCAGCUGGUAUAGAAACUCCGGGGAAUUUGCUGCACGAGCUGGGCUUCAACCGGGACGUGAUACAUGUGGCGGAUUUGGUGCAAGCGCUAGAGGAGGAACAUCAGCGGAUUAUUAGUGGACACAUGAACAGCAGCACCAUUAGCAACAUCAGCAACAAUCCGUUCGACGAUGCUGCACUUAUCGUGCGGGCUUCGCUGGUACUGCAUAAGGCAGAAGUGACCGCACUACGGCAAGCGUUCCAUCAGUUGGUGGAGGAGAACAAGAAACUGUACGCCGACAACAAGGAGGUUAACCAUCGGGCGCUGGUCCUUGCGCAGGAAGUGGACGAGCGGCACAAUUCGCUGGAGAACUCUACCCGUACGAAAAUCCGUCAUCUGGAGCAGCGUCAUCACGAAACGGUCAAGGAGCUCACGUCACAGCUAGCCUUCGAACGGGAACAAUUGUCGCACGCGAAUGCGAUGCUGGAAAAACGCAUCCAAGCGCUGGAGAACGAGGAAGGAAAGCUGAAGACAGAAAUGUCCCGACUAGCGGAGGAAAAUGAUGAACUGCGGCAGGAUCAGGAGAAUCUGACGAAGGAGAUUACCGAUCUGCUGGAGAAAAACAUCAAACUCAACCGGGAUAUAGCCGAGCUGGAGGAAAACAAUCGCAACGAUUAUGCGGACGACGAUGAUUGUGGGUUUGUGCGCAAGGAUAGUGAAGAAGUGCUGGACUUGAUCGAUCGGAUAUCGCUGUUGCAGAACGAAAAUACGGGUUUGCGCGAUAAGAACGAUGAGCUGAGUGCCGAGAUUGAAAUGCUCACCGUGGAGCUCAGCAAGUUUAAGCUCAAGCGAUCCACUGCGGUUGGGGAUGAUUUGAGUGUAGCUGCUAUAGGUGAUGGUCCGACCAGUUCGGCCGCUAUCAAGCGACGCGGUGACUCACCGAGCAAGGCGAGACUGUCGGAUGAAAGUCCCCGGCUGGGCAAAUUUCGUCGAUGCAGCAACGAGAAUGACAUCGAAUCGGACUCUUCGUCCGGGGACUGGAUGGCCUUGCACUCGGAACUUGGACAGAGCAUCCGGUGCGCUGAGGAUACGGUGGGUGCGUUGCCUGCUAGCUGUGCAGAGCUGACCGGUGCAUCGUCAGGAAUUUCAAGCAUGAACGAAUCGUCAUUGAGCCGUGACGAUGAAAUCAAAGCACUGCGCACGAGAAUCGAAGAGCUGGAGGUGCAGUUGCGAGAAGCGAAAAAAGAAAUCAAUGUGCCGGAAAAAGUGUUUGCCGUGGGGGAGAAUGUCACGGAUUCGGCUCAACCGGUAUCAUCCGCGCCGGUCUCUGCACCACCGUCUAAGGAUGAGGAGUGCAAAAAGUUGACGGCACGCUGCGAGGAGCUCGAAUCCAGCUUGGAGCAGAUGCGCAAAGAGUACGAAGACUGUGAGGAUUACUGGCAGGCGAAGGUGAACGAUGAGCGAGUGCUGUACGAGGAAGAGCAACGAAUAAACGACGAAAAGUUCACCGAGCUGCUGAAGAAGGUGGCUGAGUACGAGGAACAGUUUGCGGGCCAUUCGAAGCUCGAGAAGGAUGGUCGCCUGUCACCGAUCGAUGAAAAGGAUGGCUUAGAGCAACAGUAUCUCGAACUGGAGGCCGAUUUUGAGCAGGCCCAGAUGGCACUGGAGGAACGGACGGCCGAAGUAGAUAAGCUGCGACGAAGGAUACAGGACAUGGAACAGAUGCACAAAUAUCCCUCGGAGAUGCUGCUCAGUUCUCCUUCGCCGCGUGUUGAUACACCGGAGGUAGAGGAUCGUCCAGCCAGCUCCCCGAUAAGCUAUCUGUGGAAUCAAAGUACAAUCCAACGACCGGUGCGUGAUUAUCAGAAUCCCAAUUGGCGUCCACCGGCGGUUAUCCAUGCCAUUUCGGAAUGUGCUCCUGAAGCUGAUGGCAAGGGCUCCGUGGCCGACAUGGCGGCAGUGCUAUCCUCCGACCCGGCGAUCGAAAAGGGUGGCAAUGAAUGUAUCGGAGUUUCAUCUACGGCGGAGAUCGAUGGUUUGGAUGGGUCAAAUUUCGCUCGUGUUAUUUCACCGAUCCAGAAACCCACGACUGUGGCAAUCUUUGAUGGCGAAAGCUCUGAUGCGAAAAAAAACGUCAGCCAACAUUGCACUACCGUGGCCGUGUUGGAUCAAGUCGAUGCGUCCGAUGCAUGUUCCGUUAGAUCGGCACGCAGUACGCACAGUCUCGCUUCAACGCACAGCAUCCAACAUUCAGAGGGAAGUGCCAGUGGGAUGCAGGCGAAGCAUAUGCGGUUAAUGCAGCUACAGUUGCAGGAUGAAAUUAAAGAUCUUACCCAUGAACGUGAUUGUCUCAUGAUGGAGCUGCAGCAACUAAAGGAAGCGAAAUCGGUUUUGGCAAGAUCAUACGCCAAAACGGCAUCACAUCCUAAUCAGAUACAAAAAAUACAAAACCUUGAACAGAAGAAUCGUCAUCUCCAGCUGAUGGUUAAACAGCAGCAGCAAUACUCUGAGUCCAUAUUGCAUCAAAUCUGGCAGCAGCAGCGCAGCGAGAUUAACGAUCUGCGCAACCGACUCGAAGCGCAGUGCAUUGUCAUCUCGGACCAGGCGGCACGGCUGGCCAACAACGAUAUACUAGUCAAGGACAUGUACGCGGAAAAUUCCCAGCUCAUGUUGCAGGUGCAGCGGCUCGAGCAUCAAUGUAAUCGUGCCAACUGGAUGCAGCAGUACAGCCAGUCAAACUCGUCCUCGGGCAGUCACCACGGGUUGAGUGGUGGCAUUAUGCCAGGGCUACCGUAG
Molecule: messenger RNA, 4521 nt
Organism: Anopheles marshallii
Lineage: Eukaryota; Metazoa; Arthropoda; Insecta; Diptera; Culicidae
Gene: Bsg25D
Product: blastoderm-specific protein 25D
Exons: 8
Coding region: 1-4521 (1506 amino acids)
Biological process (GO): microtubule anchoring at centrosome
Cellular component (GO): centrosome
Source: RefSeq, a predicted model, not a curated record